AUGACUGAGCAAGCAACUAAGCCAAGAAAUUCAUCGCAUUUGAUCGGGGGCUUUUUCGGUGGGCUAACAUCUGCUGUUGCGUUGCAACCUUUAGACCUUUUGAAGACGAGAAUCCAGCAAGACAAGAAAGCUACAUUAUGGAAAAAUUUGAAAGAGAUAGACAGCCCUCUACAGCUAUGGAGAGGUACAUUACCUUCAGCAUUACGAACAUCAAUAGGCAGCGCCUUAUAUUUAUCAUGUUUGAACCUUAUGCGCUCAUCUUUGGCAAAGAGGAGGAAUGCUGUGCCUUCAUUAACAAACGAUUCAAACAUUGUAUAUAACAAGAGCAGUAGCUUACCACGAUUAACGAUGUAUGAAAAUUUACUAACAGGUGCAUUUGCAAGAGGUUUGGUAGGUUAUAUAACCAUGCCUAUCACCGUCAUUAAAGUCCGUUAUGAGUCUACUCUGUACAAUUACUCCAGUUUAAAGGAGGCAAUUACCCAUAUAUAUACUAAGGAAGGACUUUUUGGAUUUUUCAGAGGGUUUGGAGCUACUUGUUUAAGAGACGCUCCCUAUGCAGGUUUGUAUGUGCUGCUAUAUGAAAAAUCGAAACAAUUACUGCCCAUGGUAUUACCUUCUAGGUUUAUACAUUACAAUCCUGAGGGAGGAUUUACUACUUAUACCUCUACAACAGUAAAUACAACAAGCGCCGUACUAUCCGCCAGUUUAGCCACCACAGUAACGGCACCGUUCGACACCAUAAAAACGAGAAUGCAAUUGGAACCAUCAAAAUUUACCAACUCCUUCAAUACAUUUACAUCUAUAGUUAAAAAUGAAAAUGUGCUGAAGUUAUUUAGCGGGUUAAGCAUGAGGCUGGCAAGAAAGGCCUUCAGUGCAGGUAUUGCGUGGGGUAUAUAUGAGGAGUUGGUCAAAAGAUUCAUGUAA
Messenger RNA from Saccharomyces cerevisiae S288C, 924 nucleotides. RefSeq names its product Hem25p (gene HEM25). NCBI's taxonomy places the organism in Eukaryota, Fungi, Ascomycota, Saccharomycetes, Saccharomycetales, Saccharomycetaceae. Gene Ontology annotation, cellular component: mitochondrial inner membrane; mitochondrion; membrane. Gene Ontology annotation, biological process: transmembrane transport; glycine import into mitochondrion. Gene Ontology annotation, molecular function: glycine transmembrane transporter activity. Bases 1 to 924 code for a protein of 307 amino acids. The transcript has a single exon. The record is from RefSeq and is marked reviewed.